AUGAAGGCGGAGGGGAGCGACAACUCCAUGAUCAACCUGUCCGUGCAGCAGGUUCUGAGCCUCUGGGCCCACGGGACGGUGCUGAGGAACCUCACCGAGAUGUGGUACUGGAUCUUUCUCUGGGCUCUCUUCUCCUCUCUGUUUGUCCAUGGUGCUGCAGGAGUGUUGAUGUUUGUGAUGCUGCAGAGACACAGGCAGGGAAGAGUAAUCUCUGUGAUUGCAGUCAGCAUCGGGUUUCUGGCUUCUGUCACUGGAGCAAUGAUUACUAGUGCAGCAGUAGCUGGCAUCUACAGAGUAGCAGGGAAGAACAUGGCCCCUUUGGAAGCCCUGGUGUGGGGCGUUGGACAGACAGUACUGACAUUAAUCAUCUCUUUUUCAAGGAUCCUUGCUACACUUUGAGGUUUCUGUGGGAAUGUCGUUCUUAACAUAAGGAAACAGAUUCUCUGGAAAUGGCGAUGUUAUAACACAAGUGGAAGUGAAGUUAUCCAAGAACGUGGAAGGAGCAGGUCCGAAGAAAAGACCCUGAGCUGUGUGGGAAGAUUGCCCUCUGGUGUUCAAGUGAUUGCACUACACCACUGCACCUUACGUGCCUCCGUCCCAGGCAAGGCGCAAUACACUAUGUGAAGCUACAAGAAAAAAGCACCUUGUUUAGCUGCCAAUCAGGUUAACACUGGUGUUGAAUCAUCGUUCCUAACAGUGUUGUGUUAAGUUACAGGACAUUCUGAGGAAUUGAUAUAUGUGCCAAACUUUUUUUUUUUAACAUUGAUCAUGUGACAAUUUGCAAGUGUAGAUGUUAGAUGAGUGCUGUGAAUAUAUUUGACAUGAAUUCAGGUAAUGUAGUGAGAGUUUUGUUUUGUAAUGCUAAAUCCCGUAUGAGUGCUGAAAACCCAAUCAUUUAAUAUGAGAUAAAUUAUUUGAUUUUUAAUGUUGAAUGUUUAUGGGAUUUAGGGCUUUAACAUGUUUAAGGCAUUAUUGUUAUUUAUGUUGAAAGUAUACUUAGUGGAAAACUAGCUAAGCCUUUUUAAGGACUUAAAGUAGACCUAUAGGGUACAUCCUUUUCACUCUCUUAAAUAAUACUCUGAAUAGUUUCCCUCCUACAUAAAUAUCCUAUUGAUAGGAACUCAAAAUUUUAUUGGUCUCCCACAUUGGUUGUAGUUUUUGUGUCAUAAACAUAUCAUUUGAAAAUUUCUUAUAAAUUUUUUAAAGAAAGAAGUCUGAAAUGCAUGUUGCAUUCUUUGACCCUCUACAGAAAGAUUUUGCCAUGUAUCUCAUGGAGAAAACCUCUUUAUAACUAUUAUCUCAGUGGGAUUAUUCUACUUGUUGCGUACACCUUAAUUUUUGACAAAAUGUAAGCAAUCUUUCAUUAUGAAGUAUUAAAUAUAUUUAAAGAGUGGCCUAAAUUAGGCUGUGAAAACAAGAAGCCUCAUUUGUAGAUAAGUAACAAGUAAGUUAUAUUAGGAAGAGUAAUAAACUCUCUUACUUUGGAUAUGUGGUAACAUCACAGUAUUGCUAGGUGAAAAUUAGGGAAUAUAGCAAAUUCUAAAAUGCGGCAGUUAAUCUGAGCAUAUCAGUACAGUUCUGACCAUAUAUUGGCGUGCUUGAGUUGUUCAUUUAUUGAUUUAUG
Molecule: messenger RNA, 1624 nt
Organism: Condylura cristata (star-nosed mole)
Lineage: Eukaryota; Metazoa; Chordata; Mammalia; Eulipotyphla; Talpidae
Gene: TMEM170B
Product: transmembrane protein 170B
Exons: 3
Coding region: 1-399 (132 amino acids)
Biological process (GO): negative regulation of canonical Wnt signaling pathway
Cellular component (GO): plasma membrane
Source: RefSeq, a predicted model, not a curated record